Cajanus cajan (pigeon pea) is the source of this 1447-nucleotide messenger RNA. RefSeq lists its product as uncharacterized. The record is from RefSeq and is a predicted model, not a curated record. Lineage: Eukaryota; Viridiplantae; Streptophyta; Magnoliopsida; Fabales; Fabaceae. Gene Ontology annotation, molecular function: protein binding.
UACUUCUUUGCUUCUUUGCUUGGUUUCUUCCAUUAUUUCUGGUCCUCACAUUCAUGAUCUACUUAACUACAUCUCUUUCUAUUCUGGCAACGUUGGUGAUGACCCUUUGAGGAACUUUGGCCAAUAUAUAUCUGCCAACACUACUCUUAUAACAAACUUUGAUCAAAUAUUUUUCUGCAAUGUCACCGUUUUCCACUCCAUUUCAAACUCCAAUCCAUUAGGAUUUCCUUUCCGCUUAGAUGUAGCCAGCUACUAGAAUGGAUGAUCAGAACGGAAUGGGUAUUGAAUUUGAGACAUUCACGUGGAAAAUUGAAAAUUUCUCAAGACAAAACACCAAGAAUCUACGAUCAAAGGCUUUUCGAAUCCGAGGUUAUAAAUGGCGGAUUUGUCUAUAUCCAUUAAUGAAAAAUGUUGAUCAUUUUUCAUUGUAUUUGAUGGUUGCGGAUUCUUUACCACCAUAUGGAUGGAAUAGAAAUACGUAUUUCAAGUUAGCUCUUAUUAAUCAAUUGGAUGACAAUAAGUCAAUUGUAAAGGAGACACAUCAAAAGUUCAAUGGUGGAUAUCGUAGCUGGGGCUCAUUUUUCAUGAAUCUUAAUGACUUCUAUGACUCUAAACAAGGGUAUCUUGUGAACAAUACAUGCACCAUUGAAGCUCAUGUUUGUGUCUCCGAUCUUAGCACUCUCCAAGCUAACAAUUACUUGAACAAAAUUAUUCCAUCCAACGAAACUCAAUUAGGUGAUCAAGUAGCAAGAAAUUCAAAAUCCACACAACAGGAAGAUGAUAAACAGACAGAAACAUCAUAUGAGAGUGAUACACUUAGUUCUUCAGCAACCUGUGAGUCUAGUCAAACAGAAGAAGAAGUUCAAGGCUCAGAUUUGACACUAAAAGACCUUCUAGAUUUGGAGAGUUUAGGAAAAGAAGAAGCAUCAUUUGUUCCAUUGUUGGAGGAGGCAUGCAUAUGGCAUCCUUCCCUAAUAAGGAGCCAAAGGAAAAGUUCUAGAUGGUUCAAACUAUGGGCAUUUUCAUCUUUGGGUCAAGUUCUCCAUUUACUCAAGACAAAUAAGGUGAAAGAUAUGGAUGAAAAUGCGUGCAAUCACCUUCAAGGUUUAUGGGAGGAACUUGUGAAACACUCUGGAUUUCAGUUGUCUUGGUUGGAGCCUUAUGUUCAAUCUGCUUUGGGUAUAAAAGCUCAUUUGGAAAAAAUAACUGAGAUGAAUAAACUGAAAAACAGUGUGGUUGAUUUGGAAAUUAAAAUGAAGAAGCUGAGGGAAGAGUUGGCAGCUGCAGAAGUUGAGUUUGAGGCAAUAAGGAAAGCUUUGGCCGAAGCAAAAAAAGGUUUCAUAGAGAUAGAUUUGAAUGCAGAUUUAGGUUAUGCCAUGUUUUAAACACAUUACAUGUAUAAGACAAAUUAGUAAAAUAUCAUUUAUAAUAUACUUUUUUAUUGUCA